AUGUGGAAGCCACCAACAGCCCUGCUGGUGGCAGUUCCUGCUAAUGUCAUAUUUACCUUCUUCUAUUCCAGUUGUGUCGGUGUGGAAGAGGAAGAGGCACCAGAUAUCGACAUCUAUCAUUGCCCAAAUUGUGAGAAAACCCACGGAAAGUCGACCUUGAAAAAGAAAAGAAAUUGGCAUAAGCAUGAUACUGGCCAGACAACAGAGGUGAAGCCUGUGCAGAACGGGAGCCAGGUCUUUAUAAAAGAGCUCCGAAGUCGGACGUUUCCCAGCGCUGAAGAUAUUGUGGUGAAGGUCCCAGGCAGCCAGCUAACACCAGAGUAUUUGGAAGAGAAUGGCUUUGCAGAGCCCAUCCUGGUGCCCAAGAAGGACGGGCUGGGCCUGGCUGUGCCCGCUCCCACCUUCUACGUCAGCGACGUCGAAAACUACGUCGGCCCGGAGCGGAGUGUUGAUGUCACUGAUGUCACCAAGCAGAAGGACUGCAAGAUGAAGCUCAAGGAAUUUGUGGAUUACUAUUACAGCACAAACAGGAAAAGAGUCCUUAAUGUCAUCAACCUGGAGUUCUCUGACACCAGGAUGUCCAGUUUUGUAGAGCCUCCUGACAUUGUAAAGAAGCUGUCCUGGGUGGAAAACUAUUGGCCUGAUGAUGCUCUGCUGGCUAAACCCAAAGUGACCAAGUACUGCCUGAUCUGUGUGAAGGACAGUUACACCGACUUCCACAUAGACUCUGGAGGAGCCUCUGCCUGGUACCACGUGCUCAAGGGAGAAAAGAUAUUUUAUCUCAUCAAACCAGCCCCUGCAAAUAUUUCUCUGUAUGAACGCUGGCAGUCAGCAGCAAACCACAGUGAGAUGUUUUUUGCAGACCAAGUGGAUAAAUGUUACAAAUGCACCGUUAAACAAGGCCAGACACUCUUCAUCCCAUCAGGUUGGAUUUAUGCAACUCUAACACCUGUAGACUGCCUGGCCUUUGCAGGACAUUUUCUACACAGUCUAAGCGUUGAAAUGCAGAUGAGGGCAUAUGAAGUAGAAAGACGGUUGAAAAUUGUCAGUCUGACCCAGUUUCCAAACUUUGAAACAGCGUGUUGGUACAUGGGGAGGCAUCUACUAGAGAAAUUCAAAGGUUUGCAUAAAGCUGGACAGCAACCUCCUGCUCAUCUACUCCAAGGAGCAAAGAUUCUCAACGGUGCUUUCAGGUCAUGGACUAAAAAACAGGCUUUAGCAGAGCAUGAAGAUGAACUACCAGAAAACUUCAAACCAGCACAACUCAUCAAGGACCUUGCCAAAGAAAUAAGAUUAAGUGAGCCUCCCAAAACACCGAAAGUGAAGGGAGAAGGCAAAAAGAAAGGAAAGAAGGCAAAGGAGAGUCCCCCACCAGCCAUCCCCAACCUCGACUUGCUGGAGGCACACACCAAGGAGGCUCUGACCAAGAUCAAGACGCCAAAGAAGGGGAAGGCUGCAAAGAAUGUUCUAAGUGUUCCCAAUAAGGAAUCUGCAAGCAAGCAGAAUGAGGUGGAGAAAUUUGAAGUCCGAGAGCAAAAUAAAAGCAAAACAGAAGCCAAAUGGAAAUAUAAGAACAGUAAACCUGAUUCACUUCUAAAAAUGGAAGAGGAACACAAAUCAGAAAAGACACCUUUAUCAGGAAAUAAGGACAACAAAUUUACAUUCUCUUUCUCUAAUAAGAAGUUGCUUGGUUCAAAGGGAGUCAAAACCCAGCUGAAUACUAGUGUGUUUGGGUCACUGCAGAAUUUUAAGGAAGACAAAGCCAAACCUGUACGGGAUGAAUAUGAAUAUGUGUCAGAUGAUGGUGAACUAAAAAUUGAUGAGUUUCCAAUCAGAAGGAAGAAAAACACUUCAAAAAGAGAACUGCCCUUUUUAUCAGAUAAAAAAGACACCCUGCAGCACACUCCUGUUAAGAAGCCAAAGGUGGAGUCGGUACCAUACAAGAGCGAGGACUCGUCAGAUGAAGAUUUGCUUCACAUUGACACCGAGGCAAAGCCGGGACGUAAUUCCAAAGUAAAGAAAGAGAGUGGAAGUUCAGCAGGAAUUCUUGAUCUUUUGCAGGCAAGCAAGGAAGUUGGGGGUUUAGAGUAUAACACCAACAGCCAGCCACCUGCUUCCCCCAGCACCCAGGAAGCCAUCCAGGGCAUGCUCUCCAUGGCAAACCUCCAGGCCUCGGAGUCCUGCCUUCAGACGUCGUGGGGCACCAACCAGGCGAAGAACAACUCCAUCUCCAUGCAAAACUCCAAAAAAGCAGGCGGCGGCGGCAACAAGAACGCCGGGAAGCGGUUACUGAAGAAAAGCACAAAGAACAGCCUCGACAUCGAGGAUUACGAUGAGGAUCAGGACCACUUGGACGCCUGCUUUAAGGACUCGGAUUACGUUUACCCUUCUCUCGAAUCAGAUGAAGAUAAUCCAGUUUUCAAAUCCCGAUCAAAGAAAAGGAAAAGUUCAGAUGAUGCCCCUUACAGUCCGACGGCACGAGUUGGCCCCUCAGUGCCUCGACAGGACAGGCCGGUGCGAGAGGGCACGAGAGUCGCCUCCAUCGAAACCGGACUCGCCGCUGCCGCCGCCAAGUUGUCACAGCAGGAGGAACAAAAAGGCAAGAAGAAAAAAAAUACCAAAAAGAAGCUGUCAGCCCCCAACGCAAGCAAAGCGGCUCAGGAAGGCAGCUCGCCCGAGCCGAAGCUGGAGUCACAGGCCAGCAGCCUCACAGAUCACGAGUACACCGCAGGGGCCAGCACCUUUGGGGUCGCCCAGCCUAACAGGGGAUCGCAGCCGAUGGCACCCGGUGUUUUCCUCACACAGAGGAGACCCUCUUCAUCCUCGCAGAACAAUGCCUCCGCCAAAGGUACCAGGAAACGCCGGGGGUUGUGGUGCAGGAGUGGGGAAGGGUGAAGCCAUCGUGUAACCCGUGCCUUUUGCAGGGCCUUCACACGCCGUGUGUGCUGUGGGGGUGCAGAAGUGCAGACGUUUGGAUGCAGGUCAGAUCCAGUCAGAGAUAGGGCCCAUGGCCUUGGCUGUCCUGGCAUUGGGGCCAAAGAGGUGUUUUGCUCCUGGGCUGUUGGUUGCAGGGUGUGAGGCAUCCCAUGUCAGGAGCUCUGCUGAGCAUGGCCUGAGCUCGUGAGGAACACCCACAGUGUCACAUCCCAGUCCAGCCUGUCUGGCAAAGCCUUGUCUGGGGAAAGAGGAGGCUGUUCUGUUCAGAGUAGGGCAGCACUGUGGUGGUGGCAGGGGUUGUACACCACCCUGUGCUGACUGUACCUGAGGACACUCCUCCCAGGCUGUGUGAGGCAGGGCACACUGCAGAUCUCUCUGGAGAGUUGCCUCAAAGGAGCAGAGGAAUAGCAAACCUUGGGAGUAACACAGGUUGCAGGAAGA
Molecule: messenger RNA, 3378 nt
Organism: Manacus vitellinus (golden-collared manakin)
Lineage: Eukaryota; Metazoa; Chordata; Aves; Passeriformes; Pipridae
Gene: PHF2
Product: PHD finger protein 2
Exons: 21
Coding region: 1-2895 (964 amino acids)
Biological process (GO): protein demethylation; regulation of transcription by RNA polymerase II
Molecular function (GO): transcription coregulator activity; histone demethylase activity
Source: RefSeq, a predicted model, not a curated record